AUGGAGGAUGAGCGGAGUUUGCUGCAAAAACUGCGAGCGUGAGUUUGAGAGUUCCACUCAAAAGUUCAAGAGUCGUAUUAUUUUUCGAUACGGGGAUAAUCUUCUUGUAUUUUGUGAAGAACAAGUUUCAUUCGAGAAGGGAAUCUUGGAUGUUUUUCAAAAAAUAUUUUUAUUUUCAAAAAAUUUCUGAAAAAUAUAUUUUUUUAAAAUAAUAAUUUCUUGGGAAUCGGAAAGAAAUCGGGAUUCAGGAAAAAAAUUGGAAAAUGCCACGUGGUUUUUUUGCACUAAAAUUUAGGGGGAUUGAACUUUGGUUAAGAUAAGUUAUGACGUGGCAAUGUUAGAAGAAAAUACUUUUUGAAAAAAAUUCAAAUCCAAAUAUUUUAGUGCCAAGAAACGACGUGGCACAAAAUUCAAAAAUUCAAACACAAAUAAUUUAGCGCCGAAAAUCUACCUGGGAAAAUUAAAACACAAAUAAUUUCGUGCGAAAAUUUAGGGGAAUUGAACUUUGGUUAAUAUAAGUUAUGACGUGGCAAUGUUAGAAGACAAAUAUUUUCGCACCGAAAAUCAAUGUGGCAAGAUUCAAACAAAAAUAAUUUCGCGCGAAAAUUUCAAAUCCCACGUGGCAAUGUUAGAAGCGAAUACUUUUUGAAAAAAAUCAGAAAUUUUAUAUUUCACAAUGAGAGUUCUACUGUAAAUUUUAAAAAAUCUGUUAUUGUUUGAACGAAAAAUCAAAUUCCAAAAAAUCGUUCAAAAACGACCCCCCCCAAAACUUAAAGUAAGUAGUUCAUCAAAUAUAUUUUUUGCAGUUACCCGCCAUCAGUAUUUUUCAUGCUUGGAAAUGAAUUCUGUGAACGUUUCUCGUUCUACGGAAUGAAAACAAUCCUCUUCAUUUAUUUGAUAACCGAACACGAAUUUGCGCCAAGUACAGCCACAUUCAUCUACCACGCAUUCGCCUGCAUCGCCUACUUCACCCCAUUGAUCGGCUCGAUUUUGGCCGAUUCGAUAUUUGGGAGAUUCAAAGUUAUCUUAUAUGGAAGUAUUAUUUAUGUUGUUGGUCAUAUUCUUCUCUCAAUUGGAGCUGUUCCAUUUUUCUCAUAUGGUUAGUUUUUGACCCCUGAUUCAAGGGCCUUGAAAUUAAAAUCUCAAAAUAAAAAACAAUUAAUAUCAGGAUUUCGAUCAUCAAUGGAUUUUUCUGGUCUCUUCGUGAUUGCCUUUGCAACCGGAUGUAUAAAACCAUGUGUUUCAGCAUUUGCAGCAGAUCAGGUUUGUUCAAAGAAAAUGAAAGGCUUUGGGGAAAAUAAAGGUAUUUUCUUUAAAAGAGUUAUGCUUCCUAAAACCCUUUAAUUUCUCAAGAACCCUAAAUUCACGACCAUUUACUUACUCCAACAGAAAAUUGCCCCUCGGGUCAGACGGAGUCUAAUGACGUCACCAAAGACAGAGAUCGCUUCGAGAUAUUUUUGAGAAAUUGUGUGUGCCUUUGAAAAAAUACCGUAUUUUGUUUCAAGGAACACACAUAUUAUUGAAAAUAUCUCGCCACGAAAUUCAAAUAUUUUCGCAAAAUACUCUUGCGUCUGACACUCAACGGGCGCCAUGUAUCUAGUAUCGAAAAUCUCAUCGGUACCACGCGCUCCGCCGAAAUAAACACGCAACGCAGACCGCGUCGCGCCACAACACACACAAAAAAUGGAGGGAAUUUGAAUCGUUCCCUUUUUGUGCGGCGCGGUCUGCGUUGCGUGUUUAUUUCGGUGGAGCGCGUGGUACCGAUAAUAUUUUCACUAAAACCCUAUAUUUCCAAACAAUACAAAUUAGCCCCUAUUACAUUUUGCAGUUCGAAGAGCAUCAAAAAGAUCUCCGCUCUCAAUUCUUCUCCUUCUUCUAUUUCGCCAUCAACGCUGGAAGUCUGUUCGCCAUCCUAAUCACCCCAAUCCUCCGAGGUCGUGUUCAAUGUUUCGGCAAUCCCCAUUGUUUUCCCCUGGCUUUUGGUGUUCCCGGUGUCCUGAUGGCUUUGGCGUUGGUGUUGUUUUUGAUGGGUUGGGCGAUGUACAAAAAAUAUCCGCCAAGUAAGGAAAAUGUUAUUGCGAAAGUCAGCGAGGUUAUUUACACAUCAGUGAGGAAAAUGAUUCGAGGGUAAGUGAUUAUAAUCCUAUAGGACAUCAGUAAAUUCAACAUGUUUUUAUAGAUCUGAUAAACCUGUGAAUCAUUGGUUGGAUCAUGCAGCUCCAGAACAUUCUCAAAAAAUGAUCGAUUCAGUUCGCGCACUUCUCAACGUUGCUGUGAUUUUCUGCCCUCUCAUCUUCUUCUGGGCACUUUUCGAUCAACAGGGUUCAACAUGGGUUCUUCAAGCGAGACGACUUGACGGCAGAGUUGGACACUUCUCAAUUCUUCCCGAACAAAUUCACGCGAUCAACCCAAUCUGCGUCCUAAUCCUUGUGCCAGUUUUCGAAGCCUGGGUCUAUCCGGCACUUCGUAAAAUCACCAAAGUCACACCAUUGCGUAAAAUGGCAGUUGGCGGGUUGUUAACUGCCUUCUCAUUUUCGAUUGCUGGUGGUCUUCAAUUGAUUGUGAAUGAAACAAUGGAAUAUCCUCCAACAUUUGGACAAGUUUAUAUUCAAAGAAUUGGGAAUGAAUCGUUGAUUCAUGAUUUUAAUGGGACAAAAGAUGGGAAUAUUCCGACUGGUAGAAGUGAAAUUGAGGCUGGAUUUUAUCAAUUUAACACUGGUUUGGCGAAUGAAACAAAAACUGUGAAUUUCUCGAUUCCGAAUAAGGGAUACGUUAUGGCUGCAUUCAGAUUGGAGAAAGAAACGUGAGUUGAAAAUUGUGCGGAAAAAUUUGGAAGAUUCUAGGGGGAUUUUCCCAACAAAAAUUAAAUUUAGGCUAAGUAGGUGGGUAAAAAACUUUUAAAAUGAUUUCGAGUCGAAAAUCCUCUCACGCCGCGUCCAAAAACGAAAAAAAAAGAAAAUUUCCUGUCCAAAAACACAUGACAGUAGGAUUGCCAAAUUAAAGGAACACACAGUAGACACCUGCGUAUCUAACUUGCGCACCUUGAACAUUCUUGUUGGUUUUCUGUCCAAUUCUUUCUCAGAAAUCGAGUUAGAUGUGCAGGUUCUACCGUACUUCAGUGUGUGCCUUUAAUCUUUAUUUUUUCGGGUUUUUGGACAGGACAUUUUUUGUUUUUCGCUAUAUUCUCGUAAAUAAAUGUGUUUAUUUCCAGCAAAGUUGUUUCAUUCGAUUACAAAGUCGAGAAAACUGAUAACGGCGCAACUCGUGUAUUUGUGGUCUCGCCAAAUGAUAUUCCAACUCAUAAAGUAUAUGUCGUCAAUAGCAGGUAUUCUUGUUUCAUACUUUUUUCAAAUCAAAAAUUAAAAAUUAAAAUUCAGAGGAGAUGUAAUUAGUGAAUGCCCAUUAACAUCUGGAUCUCAUGUCGAUAUUAUUCCCGGAAUUAUAAGCGAUCCAAAUGUUAAACUUCAUUGGGGUCCAGGUUGUAAUUCAACAUCCUGCAUUUCUUCAUUGCCAAAUAUUAACCUGAACGCUCAAAUGGGCGCCGUCCACGUUCUCCACAUUCAUCCAACAACCACUGAAAAAGAUCUCGAUCUUCUUGUUCGCCCAAAUUCCGUCAGUAUUCUCUGGUCCCUUCCCCAAUAUAUUAUCAUAACAUUGGGCGAAGUGUUGCUCUCUGUAACCGGUUUGGAAUUCGCUUACUCACAAGCUGCUCCGAAUAUGAAAAGUGUUCUAACUGCAAUGUGGUUGUUAACAGUUUUCGCCGGCAAUUUGGUUGCGAUGUUGAUUUCGGGAACAAGAUUGAUUCCAAAUCCAGCACUCGAAUUCUUUUUCUAUUCGAUUUUAAUGUGCAUUGUAAUGGCUGUUUUUAUACUUCUUGGUGAGUUGUUUUUUUAUUUAUUUAUUUCUUGUUUACACUCUCUAAUAUUCAGCAAUGCAAUACACAUAUGUCGAAGAACACGAUGAAGAUGAAGAUGAUGAUGAUUCAAUUCGAAUAAAUGAAAAGAAAAGUAUUGAAAUGUCUGAACAGAUCUCGGCAAACAAUAAUGCUUAA
Molecule: messenger RNA, 4051 nt
Organism: Caenorhabditis angaria
Lineage: Eukaryota; Metazoa; Nematoda; Chromadorea; Rhabditida; Rhabditidae
Source: the annotation of a GenBank genome assembly